Molecule: messenger RNA, 5496 nt
Organism: Sinocyclocheilus anshuiensis
Lineage: Eukaryota; Metazoa; Chordata; Actinopteri; Cypriniformes; Cyprinidae
Product: hamartin-like
Exons: 22
Coding region: 367-3783 (1138 amino acids)
Biological process (GO): negative regulation of cell population proliferation; regulation of cell cycle; negative regulation of TOR signaling
Cellular component (GO): TSC1-TSC2 complex
Source: RefSeq, a predicted model, not a curated record
GCAUGCUUAGCUAGCUCUCAUUGCACAGCACAGCCAAUAGUGCAGCACUUCAGACCUUUCUGUCACUCAUGCCGUAAUCUUGUGACAGCGAGACAGAAGAGUCGGUCAGUAUGCUUUCUAUAAUUAAACAUCAACCCAUAACCCCUCAGCUCCGGAUUGCACUUUCGCUGGGAUCGUUACGUAUAUGAAAUUUUUCAUCUGCGCAAACAGCUCAGCAGGGUGAAAGGACGUGAGGUGUUCAAGAUGGCGACUGUUUGAAGUUCGCAGUCUCUGUACGUUAAUGCAUACACACCCCAUGCUGACACCACAGGGCAUCGGUUUAUGCUGUGACAAAGGCAUCAGACCUGCCCACUGUCCUGCACAGCUAUGGCCAAAGACCAGCCAAAUGUGUUUGACCUCGUCCCUCUUCUGGGGUCCACUGACCUACACGAGCUGGAGCAGGUCAAAAACCUGCUGCAGGAAACACUCAGUGCAGAUAAAGGGACCAUGUUGCUGAAUAGCCUUGUGGAAUAUUUCCUGGAGACAAGCUCAUCUCAAGCUGUGGACAUCCUGUCUUCUGUCAGGGAGCCCCAUGAUAAGUAUCUUUUAGAUAAGAUGAAUGAAUGCAUGGGCAAGCAGAGCUGCCGUCUCUCCACCAUCACCCUCCUUGGCCAUAUUGUUCGCAAGCAGCCACCAUGGAUCCACAAGAUCGCUCGCUUCCCUCUGCUCGCCUCGCUGCUCAAAUGCCUCAAGACUGACUCCGAUGUCGUAGUUCUCAUAACUGGUGUGCUGGUGUUGAUCGCUCUACUACCCAUGAUUCCUCAGACCAGUAAACAACUUCUGUGCGAUUACUUUGAUAUCUUUGGAAGGCUUGCUGCCUGGAACCAACGUCACCCAGGUCAUGCUCAGGGAGUGUUUGCAGUCCAUCUACAUGCCAGCGUGUACUCGCUUUUUCAUCGUUUAUAUGGCAUGUAUCCCUGUAAUUUCGUUUCUUACUUGCGUGCCCACUACAGUAUGAAGGAAAAUGUUGACACAUUUGAGGAAGUGGUGAAGCCCAUGUUAGAGUAUGUACGGAUACAUCCUGAGCUCAUCACUGGAACCAAAGACUACGAGGUUGAUCCAAUUAGAUGGAAGAGAUUUGAGCCUCAUGAUAUUGUGAUUGAAUGUGCCAAAAUUUCACUGGAUUCUAAGGAGGCAUCAUCUGAAGAAGGAUACUCCUCUCUGUCGGAUCACAUACCACGACGCCCUGUGGAACAUAGCCGAUCAUGCUCAGAGCUCAGCAUCCAUGAAAUCACAUCGGUCACACCAAUGGCUGCUGUUCAUCAGUCUCUUUUUCUGUCACUACCAUAUCUCACUGUAACCCAAGACUCAGGUUCCAGCGCACAGACCCCCAACCAUCAGAGUGAUGGGAUGCACUCCUCAGGGACAAAGGAGGAGAUGUGGAGUCCUUCCUCAGUGUGUGGGAUGACCACCCCUCCCAGCUCUAGAGGAAUGUCCCCCACCACAGUUUCUGAUGUCUCACAUAGUGCCUCCCACCUCUCAGGACGGAUCCCCAGCAUGUCAGGGGAUGGAAAAUGGACCCUUUCUCCCUCCACACCCUCAGGGUCAUCUCCUCUCCCAUCACUCUCAGAGGAAAUAGGGCAGCCUGCCCAAAACACCAGCAGUACUCAGGCUAAGGUGAUUCAGACAGGCAAAGACCUGAAGAAAGUCACGCCUAGAAGUAUUAAUAACAAUGGAGGUGCAAGUGAUGCCAAGACUCCGGUGUCAUUGCAACAGCUCUCUGACAUUGUCAAAAGGACAGACGGGGAGAUAGAGGAUGAUACCAUCAAUGAGGAGAUUUUGAGUCUGACCCAUGGGAGACUGGAAUUCAGAAUGAGGCCAGGCCUGGAUUCCUCAUUUUCUGGCUCCUUCGACACCCUCCUCUCGUCUCACCCCAGCCAUGAGCAGAAUUUAGUGUCCACACCAGACAGGGUUGAAUUUUCUGCCAAAGGAGGAGAGAAGCAACCCUGGUCCCUCUGGCCCGCUUUCACCCCCAUUGAAAACGGGAAGUGUAGUAAAUGUUCUGUGUCUGAUCUGACGAAGGAGUCCAUGUCAUAUGAGCCACUGUUUGACCUCGCUCUGCCUAAAGUGGCAUCUCUGUUUUUGGAAAGGAAGACAGCAGAGGCCAUCCAGAGAGCUGAUGAAGAAAGGGAGCACCGAGAGGAGCUAGAGGGAGAGGAUCUUUCUGCCACCUCCCCUCUGGAGGUAUUGGACCGGGUUAUCCAGCAGGGUCAUGACACCCAUGAGAAAGUGCUGAAGAGAACUCCGUCUUCUCAAAGCCAAUCAGCAGACCCACACUCUGGAGGUAAACAGCAUAGCAAUAAAGGAAAAGGUCCUGUGUCUACAGCGUCAGAUGAGCUGGGGAUGUUGCACAGUCAGCUGCUGUUGCUGCAUAACCAGCUGCUGUAUGAGAGACAUAAGAGAGAGCAACAUGCACUUCGUAACCGCCGUCUGUUCGGACGUAUUGUCAAUGCUACUGCACUGGAAGAGCAAAACAACUCCAUGAAAACCCAACUCAAGCUUCAGGACAUUGAGAUCCAGGCUGUGCAGGUAAGCCUGAAAGAGGAACAGCGGCGCUCCAGGCAUAUACAGGAAGACAGAGAUGCUCUUGUGAACCAACUGCAGACUCAAAUCCAGCAGCUACAGAAGGAGCGGAAUGACUACUACUCAAAGAUGCAGGAGCUAAAGAGUGAUUUGCAAGAGAAUCAGAAGAAGGUCAGAGAAAUGGAAGCAGAGCUCCAGAAAGCCAAUAACAAAGUGUGUAAUAUGGGACACAUGCUCAGCCAGCUGUCCAUCAAGCUGAACAAUAGUGAAAACAUGGAGCAGCAGAUGGCUUUCCUGAACAAGCAGCUGCUGCUUUUGGGUGAAGCCAACAAGUUAUGUGUGGAAGAAAUCGACCGCUUGGGACCUGAGGCUAGCAAGGAGCUGAAUAUGCUGCAGGCAUCUUCACUGCGUGAGGCUGAGCGUUUGAGGCAGAGCUCUCUUCAGCAGAGUCAGAGACUUGAAGCCGCUCAACAGCGCAUCACAGACCUGGAGACCCAACACACCAAGAAAGAGCAAGCCAUCCGAGAGCAAAAGAAACUUCUGGAGAAUGUCAAAAGCCAGGCCACGGAGCAUCUGCAGGCUUCAGAGAACAGGUAUCUGGCCCAGAAGCACAUCACUCAGGCAUUACAAUCUGAGCUGCUUGAGCUAUAUAGCCAAAUAGAGCUCAAAAACCUGAACACUAAAUCACCAGCAGAGCCCACUUCUGAACCCAACAGUCCAACCAAGCAGAGGCCAAAUGGCAACCGUACAGGCCCAUCUGCUCCGUCAGCUGACCCAAUGAAAAAGGAGGAAGGCAUGCACGUGUGUGUCAAUGGUGAAAUAUCUGCCGGGUCUCCUCAAACACCCACAGCACUCAUUAAUGGCAGUCAGGAAGAAGAUCUUUCCGCCCUUACCCAUUCAUUUCCCGCUCUCCCCUGUGACUCCCCACUGGCAGUUGGCUCUUACCCCAGUACCGGAAGCUUUUUGGGCAAGAGAGCCAGAGAGAUGUUUCGAAAUAAGAGCGAGAGCCACUAUGAGGGUGAGCCGGCCGCCUUCACCUGCCUCUCUAAGGAUCUUAAGGUUGAGCCAAUCACAGAGCCCACAGAGAGCGUGGAGCUUGAAGAGGCUACUGACCAGGCUGACCUGCAGCCCAUGGACAGACCCCGAGCGUAUAAUAUUCAGCGGAGGAGGCAGCAAGAUCUGAGGAUCAUGGACUACAAUGAGACCCACCAUGAGCAUUGAUUGUACACUGCUGAUAAUUUUGGACCCAGUAUUAGAAUGCACUGCUCUUUUUGUUAGAGUGGUUUGCAAAGUUUUAGUUAAUUUUAAAAGCUCUUAUACUACAAAACAGCCAAAAAAAUUAAAAAGUUUUUGGUUGGCAGUUGCCAUGUAGUCACCACAGUGGCAAGAGAAUAUCUUGUCUUCAAAAAAGCUUCACUUAUAUUUUGUCUAUUACGAAUUCAUUUUUUUUUUUUAUAAUCUGCAUUUAGUGAGCGACCGUGGUGAUUAUAUUGCGUGGUGGUUGGAUGUUAUUCGGGCCUCAUUGUACUUUUCAGCAAAUCUAUUGACUUAAUCACUGUAUUUGCUCUUGUAAUAGUACCAUUCGGUUUCCAAUCCUCCUUAAUUUGUCCACGCAAAAUGGCUACUUGAGUCGCUUCGAGAUGAGCAUUGUUAAUUUCCGCUGAUGUGACUUAGAAAUUGCACAAUACCGAGUGUGAUCAUUGCAAACGCAGCACUGUAAAUAGAUCAUGCCUAUGAAAAACCAACCAAUCAGUCCGAUAAAAAUGUGAAAAACAAAAAAAAGCUAUGUGGAAUAGGUGAAGUAGAAUAAGAAAUCACAUUUCAUUGCUGAGGCGAGCCAUGCGUAUAUGCCGUAGCAGUGCUUUCUUUGUGCACUUCUCCUAUAGAGAAUAAGCAAGUCUCGUGUUGUUUCUAGUAAUAGAUUUUAUUUUUAUGCAUUAACGUUCUCCACUGGGAUUGUAGCGCCCAGUCACCAGUGCAAUACUUCUUAGCUAACACUUCAUGCCAGCUUGAAGGUAUGAGUGAUGAUGGGAAAAAUAAACCGAUUUAGAUUGCUGCUUUGCAGGACCGUCAGAGCCUUGCAGAACACAGGCCAGGCUGCUGUAGGUGCAUUUGUCCAGUUGAGACCUAUUGUGAAUCGAGAAUAUCUUUGUGGUCUAAGAUGUGUCUGAAGGGUGAAUGCUCUUGUGUUAAUAGCGCACCAAAUACGGCCACUGCAAUACUUCGACACACUAAACUCUGAAAGGAAGCUGCUCGCUAUAAGCCAGAAGGCUUAUGUCCCUCUAUUAUGUUCUUUCAUUUCUGUCUUACACGGGUCAGACCCCAUCUGCAAAGAAAAGGCUUCAUGUAAUGGGCUCCAGCUGGCUGAAGUAAAAGCACUUCUUUUUUUUAAUUCAAGCCUUAUUAAGAUUGCUGAACCUUAGCAGAGCAAUAUACUUGUCUCUUUCUAAAAAAACUUGCCCCCGGGGUUUGUUUUCAGUGUGGGAUAUACUUGGAAUAUUUGAAGUGCUGUUGCAAAGAAAAUAAAAUGCUGGCUUCGGCCUGCCAGCUGGGGAAAUGGCUUCGAGAGUUUACAAUGAGAAUUGAAAUCUAUGGAAAUCAUUGCUGUUUUUUUUUCCCUGUCCAGACUGUUCUUAUCACAGUUCACCAUGAGUGUGAUCUUACAGCUUGUGCUUUGUUUAACUGUCACUCAAACUUUGCUUUCUGUUUUUAUACCAAAACCCCUCUCAAACAUUUUGUUGUUUCACAAAAUGCCUUACUCAAAAAAAAAAAAAAAAAAAAAAAAAGUAGGAAGCCUGUCCAUCACCUGAAGUCAUUUGUUGAAAGUUAUCUGAACUAUGGUACAAUCAGACGGUGACGGGUGUAACAGGAAACGAGGGAUUCUAUUUUCAAUUUGAGAAAACAGAUUUGUGUUCUCCUACUUGCUAUGAUCAA